AUGCCUCUGAUGUGCUUCUAUUCAUCACAAAUUAAAUUCCGUCUCUUCUCACAGAGUGAUCGUCUCCUUAUCAAAUGUGGAAAGAUUGUAAAUGAUGACCAGUCUUUCUUUGCUGACAUCUAUAUCGAGGAUGGAGUCAUCAAGCAAAUUGGAGAGAACCUGAUAGUUCCUGGUGGGGUGAAGAUCAUUGAUGCCCAUGGACGCAUGGUGAUGCCCGGGGGCAUAGAUGUGCACACACGCUUCCAGAUGCCAGACAGGGGCAUGGUGUCAGCAGAUGACUUCUACCAGGGCACCCGUGCUGCUUUGGCUGGGGGAACCACCAUGAUAGUUGAUCAUGUGGUUCCAGAACCAGGUGUGAGCCUGGUGGCAGCGUUCAACCAGUGGAGGGAAUGGGCCGACAGCAAGUCCUGCUGUGACUACUCCCUGCAUGUGGACAUCACUAACUGGCACAAGGGCAUGCAGGAGGAGAUGGAGAGCCUGGUGAAGGACCACGGUGUCAACUCUUUCCUGGUCUAUUUGGCUUAUAAGGAUGUUUUCCAACUUUCCGACUCCCAGAUGUACGAGGUGUUCAAUGUCAUCAGAAACUUGGGAGCCAUCGCUCAGGUGCACGCAGAGAACGGGGACAUCAUUGCCGAGGAGCAGCGUAAGAUCCUGGAGCUGGGCAUCACUGGCCCUGAGGGUCACGUGCUGAGCCGCCCAGAGGAGGUGGAGGCAGAAGCAGUCAACCGGUCAGUCACUGUGGCCAAUCAGACCAACUGCCCCCUCUACAUCACCAAGGUGAUGAGCAAGAGUGCUGCUGAUGUCAUCGCCCUGGCCAGGAAAAAGGGUGCUGUGGUGUAUGGAGAGCCUAUCUCUGCCAGCCUGGGCACGGACGGAACCCACUACUGGAGUAAGAACUGGGCCAAGGCAGCUGCCUUCGUCACCUCCCCACCCCUCAGCCCUGACCCCACCACCCCUGACUAUCUCAACUCACUGCUCUCCUGUGGUGACCUGCAGGUGACUGGUAGUGCUCAUUGCACGUUCCACACCUCCCAGCGUGCUGUGGGCAAAGACAACUUCACCCUCAUCCCAGAAGGCACCAACGGCACUGAGGAGAGACUCUCCCUCAUCUGGGACAAGUGUGUGGUGACUGGAAAAAUGGACGAGAACCAGUUUGUGGCUGUGACCAGCACCAACGCAGCUAAGAUCUUCAACCUGUACCCCCGUAAGGGCCGCAUUGCAGUGGGCUCUGACGCCGACCUGGUCCUCUGGGACCCAGACGUCAGCAAGAUCAUCUCUGCCAAGAGUCACAACCUGGCUGUGGAGUAUAAUAUCUUCGAAGGCACCGAGGUGCGUGGAGCUCCCCUGGUGGUGGUCAGCCAGGGCAAAAUAGUGUUGGAAGAGGGCAACCUCCAUACCACUGAGGGCUGUGGGCGCUAUGUGAGCCGCAAGCCCUUCCCUGACCAUGUCUACAGGAGGAUAAAGGCUCGCAGCAGGCUGACGGAGCUGAGUGGGGUCCCCAGGGGUCUCUAUGACGGGCCGGUGUGUGAGAAUGUGACACCUAAGGUCAUGACCCCGGUCACCUCGGUGAAGACCUCUCCAGCCAAGCUGCAGCAGCAGCAACAGCAGCAGGCUCCCCAGCCCGUCCGUAACCUGCACCAGUCUGGCUUCAGCUUGUCUGGUGCACAAGUUGAUGAUAACAUUCCCCGCCGCAACACCCAGCGCAUUGCAGCGCCCCCUGGUGGUAGGUCCAACAUCACCAGCCUGGGUUAAGCUCUACUGUCAGCUGAGCUAGGGAGGAGAGGAGCGGAGCAGGAGGAUCCACCUCAGCUCCCAGACCAACCAUCACAACCAACAAAGCUUCAUCUAUUGUAGUCCCGUCUCCCUGACUUAACUGCAAGCUGGUGGUCAAAACACUCCAUCCAUCUUCAUUCUUACUUAACCGCUCUGUCACCUCAUUCAAAGAAAAAAAAAGAAAUAGCACUCAAUGUUUUGUUUUCUAUUACCUACAUGCCAUAUGCAAUCUUUUCAUUUUUUUUAAAGAAGAGUCAAGUGAAUUGAUGUUUUUCUGUAUAUACACUGAGUGUACAAAACAUUAGGAACACCUUCCUAAUAUUGAGUUGCACCCCCUUUUGCC
Messenger RNA from Salvelinus namaycush (lake trout), 2116 nucleotides. RefSeq names its product dihydropyrimidinase-related protein 2-like. Gene Ontology annotation, cellular component: cytosol; cytoplasm. Gene Ontology annotation, molecular function: hydrolase activity, acting on carbon-nitrogen (but not peptide) bonds, in cyclic amides. Lineage: Eukaryota; Metazoa; Chordata; Actinopteri; Salmoniformes; Salmonidae. The record is from RefSeq and is a predicted model, not a curated record. Bases 1 to 1752 code for a protein of 583 amino acids. The transcript has 14 exons.